Arthroderma uncinatum is the source of this 252-nucleotide messenger RNA. RefSeq lists its product as uncharacterized. The transcript has 2 exons. The coding region runs from base 1 to 252 and encodes 83 amino acids. Lineage: Eukaryota; Fungi; Ascomycota; Eurotiomycetes; Onygenales; Arthrodermataceae. The record is from RefSeq and is a predicted model, not a curated record.
AUGGUCAAGACCGCCGCACCAGGUCAGGGAGGUGGUUAUCGAACGCGAGCUGGGCGGAUUCUAGAACCGCAGGUCAAGCCUUUGUACAUCUCGCUGAUUCAUCAGCUCAAGGAUGUCAAUUUCGACUUCAUCUCCUUUCCAUCAGAUGUCACAGGAGACACUCACGGGCAGGACCGUGGAAUGGGCACCGCUACAGCCUCUGAAACCUUCAAAGAAAGCCACAGUCUCAUCGGUAUGGCUUCUGACCAUUAG